CCCCGACUCUUCCGGCCGCCCCCACCUCACCUUGCCGCCAUGCGCCUCCGCCGCCUAGCGCUGUUCCCGGGUGUGGCGCUGCUUCUCGCCGCGACCCGCCUAGCCGCUGCCUCCGACGUGCUGGAACUCACGGACGACAACUUCGAGAGUCGCAUCUCUGACACGGGGUCUGCGGGCCUCAUGCUUGUCGAGUUCUUCGCCCCAUGGGUUGAUUGCACUGCCAACACUAACACCUGUAAUAAAUAUGGAGUCAGUGGAUAUCCAACCCUGAAGAUAUUUAGAGAUGGUGAAGAAGCAGGUGCUUAUGAUGGACCUAGGACUGCUGAUGGAAUUGUCAGCCACCUGAAGAAGCAGGCAGGACCAGCUUCAGUGCCUCUCAAGACUGAGGAAGAAUUUCAGAAAUUCAUUAGUGAUAAAGAUGCCUCCGUAGUAGGUUUUUUCAAGGAUUCAUUAAGUGAAGCGCACUCUGAGUUCCUAAAAGCAGCCAGCAACUUGAGGGAUAACUACCGAUUUGCACAUACGAAUGUUGAGUCUCUGGUGAAUGAGUAUGAUGAUAAUGGAGAGGUCUUGGCACAAAUAUCUCUUGUUUCCCACAGGGUAAUGAUGGUGGCAAAGAAAUUCCUGGAUGCUGGGCACAAACUCAACUUUGCUGUAGCUAGCCGCAAAACCUUUAGCCAUGAACUUUCUGAUUUUGGCUUGGAAAGCACUACUGGAGAGAUUCCUGUUGUUGCCAUCAGAACUGCUAAGGGAGAGAAGUUUGUCAUGCAGGAAGAGUUCUCGCGUGAUGGCAAGGCUCUGGAGAGGUUCCUGCAGGAUUACUUUGAUGGCAAUCUGAAGAGAUACCUUAAGUCUGAACCUAUCCCAGAGAGCAAUGAUGGUCCUGUAAAGGUGAGGUGCUCACAACCUUAUCAAGCUAUGAGCAAUUGCCUCUCAUUUUCUCUCUCUCUCUCUCUUUUUUUUUUUUUUUUUUGUCCUCACUCCCUGAGUCAUAAAAUAAGCAUUGGCAGGACUCAAAAUGCUUGGCUCAGCAAAGACCCAAAUAUCGUCAUAGCCAAGAUGGAUGCCACAGCCAAUGAUGUGCCUUCUCCAUAUGAAGUCAGAGGUUUUCCUACCAUAUACUUCUCUCCAGCCAACAAGAAGCUAAAUCCAAAGAAAUACGAAGGUGGCCGUGAAUUAAGUGAUUUUAUUAGCUAUUUACAACGAGAAGCUACAAACCCCCCUGUAAUUCAAGAAGAAAAGCCCAAGAAGAAGAAGAAGGCACAGGAGGAUCUCUAAAGCAGUAGUCAAACACCACUUUGUAAAAGGACUCUUCCACCAGAGAUAGGAAAACCAUUGGGGAGGACUGGGACCCAUAUGGGAAUUAUUACCUCUCAGGGCUGAGAGGACAGAAUGGAUAUAAUCUGAAUCCUGUUAAAUUUUCUCUAAACUGUUUCUUAGCUGCACUGUUUAUGGAAACACCAGGACCAGUUUAUGUUUGUGGUUUUGGGAAAAAUUAUUUGUGUUGAGGGGAACGUUGUGGGGUGGGGGGAAUUGAGUUGGGGGGUAUUUUCUAAUUUUUUUUGUACAUUUGGAACUGUGACAAUAAAUGAGACCCCUUUAAACUGUC
Messenger RNA from Cebus imitator (Panamanian white-faced capuchin), 1606 nucleotides. RefSeq names its product protein disulfide isomerase family A member 3 (gene PDIA3). The transcript is spliced from 9 exons. The coding region runs from base 40 to 1275 and encodes 411 amino acids. The record is from RefSeq and is a predicted model, not a curated record. Gene Ontology annotation, molecular function: protein disulfide isomerase activity. Gene Ontology annotation, biological process: protein folding; response to endoplasmic reticulum stress. Gene Ontology annotation, cellular component: endoplasmic reticulum; cell surface. Lineage: Eukaryota; Metazoa; Chordata; Mammalia; Primates; Cebidae.